This is a messenger RNA of Sinocyclocheilus grahami, 1751 nucleotides long. RefSeq names its product tetraspanin-12-like. The transcript is spliced from 8 exons. Lineage: Eukaryota; Metazoa; Chordata; Actinopteri; Cypriniformes; Cyprinidae. The coding region runs from base 161 to 1066 and encodes 301 amino acids. The record is from RefSeq and is a predicted model, not a curated record. Gene Ontology annotation, cellular component: plasma membrane.
CACAUGUUGCUUCUUAAACAUCCUACGGAUAUUUAUAACUCUAUAUCAAGACAUUCUGGAUACGCGCUGAGCGCGCAAAAGGACUUAUGACAUGCGGUUAUGGUGCCAUGGUGGCAGAAGUUAAAAUGACGUCUUUUGGCGAGCAGUUGGUGCGCUCAGAAUGGCCCGGGAGGAUUCAGUGAAGUGUCUGCGUUGUCUGCUCUACGCGCUCAACUUUCUCUUCUGGCUUAUGGCCCUGUGUGCGCUGGGAGUGUCCGCCUGCCUCAGGGAUCACCUGAACAAUGUGCUCACCUUAACCGCCGACACCAGACUGGAGGAGGCAGCCGUUCUCACAUACUCCCCUGUCGUCCAUCCUGUCGUCAUCGCCGUGUGCUGUUUUCUAAUCAUCGUGGCUAUGGUGGGCUACUGUGGCACGCUCAAGUGCAAUCUGCUCCUACUGUCUUGGUAUUUUGGCAGUCUGAUGGUGAUAUUCUGUGUGGAGCUGGCCAGUGGAGUGUGGACGUACGACGAGCCUAUGGUACAGAGGUCUGAUAUGAUAAGUCUAAAGUCUCGUAUGCCUCAUUUCGGUCUGCAGCGCUACCAGUGGCUCACACAUGCCUGGAACUCUUUACAAACAGAGUUAAAGUGUUGUGGAGUGAUCUACUUCACUGACUGGCUGGAAAUGACAGAGAUGGAGUGGCCACCUGACUCCUGCUGCUCCAAUCAGUAUCCAGGAUGUGCCCGCCACGCCCACUACCAUGACCUCAGUGACCUUUACCAGGAGGGUUGUGGUCCCAAGAUCUACAGUUUUAUCCGUGGCACCAAACAGCUGCAGGUGCUGAGGUUCUUGGGCGUGUCGAUUGGUGUGGCUCAGAUCUUAGCCAUGACGUUGACUGUGACACUCCUAUGGGCUCUCUAUUAUGACCACAAACCACCUGAACCAGCAUCCCCGGAUGCUUUAAUCCACACGCACAGUUCCGCAGAAGAUGGCCUGAAGCCCAGCCACUCACAUCCACGAGUGCCUGAGGCCUGGGCCAAUGUGCCCGCUAAUGGACACACCCAGUUUGAGAUGGAGCAACUUUCCUAGCAGUGACUUCAUGGUGACCCAUCGGCUACUUCAAUACUGCGGAGACACUAAAAAUUACACUGAAUGGAUCGGACAGCAGCAGUGAACUGGACCAGAAAAUGGACCUUGUGGAAUAUGAAGUAGUUCUGGGUGCCUGGAUAAUAGGAUUUAGAUGGUGUGAACAGUUUUACAGAAAACUUUAUAUACCCGUGGAUAAAGCGGCUUUUUGUGGUCAUCACAUGGAAGAUGAAGAGGAUUUACUGGGUUCUUCCUAAAUAAAGCCACUGCCUCUGUCUCUACAGACUUGGAAUCUACAGAGGGAGGUUUCUGGAAUGAACCGUUUUCGCUUAAAUCUUCCUUCCUCUCAGUGAAAUUGCCCAUCACCACUUACAAUGACCUAGUUGCGAAUCUGAUGCACACUAUGAUUUUGGCCACUAUUUUGCCAUGUAAGAAUUUUUUUUUAAAAGAUUAAUUUUAUCGUAGUCCAAAAUCAAUUUGCAUUUUGGCAUUCUCUUCAUGUAAUGAUCACAAUUUACCUCACAUUUGUUCGGAAAAAUUCACAAAUUCCUUCUUUCACCAAGCUACGACAGACUUCAAACACUCCAGCUUUCUUUUUCUCCUUUACUAGCACAAAGGUUUGUGUGGUACUAUUUCAAUGUUUGUUUGAACAUUCAUAUUCAUUUAAAUUGGCGUUAAUGACAAUUUU